GUCGAGGCUUUGCCACGAGAGAACAUCGUGGUAAAGCAGGCCUGUGGUCAGGUGUGGAAGGCCGUGGUGCAGAACACCCCUCGAACGCUCCGAGAGUUGUUGCCCACGCUGAUGACGCGCCUCAUCGCCAACUUGGCCUCCACCAACCGUGAGAAGCAGCGGGUGGCUGCACGCUGUGUGGGCGAUCUCGUGGGAAAGUUAGGCGAGCGUGUGAUGCCCGAGCUGAUGCCCAUCUUCAUGGACACCCUCUCCGAAGGAGAUGCGCAUGUCCGAGAGGGCGUUUGCAUCGGCUUGGCGGAGCUCAUCAACGCCACCACGAAGGACCUGGGUUCCGGA
Messenger RNA from Durusdinium trenchii, 336 nucleotides. Lineage: Eukaryota; Dinophyceae; Suessiales; Symbiodiniaceae. The record is from the annotation of a GenBank genome assembly.